AAUGCGUAUUCUUAAAUUUAAUUCCCAACACUUGAGCGUUUAUUUUUUCUUUUGAUAAACCCCGAAGAAACCCUUGUCCAUCGACGACUUUCCGGUUCGCCUCUCUUACUGUUAGUACCAUUUAGAGAGAGAGAAAGACAUUGGUGUUGAGUGAGAUGAUUAAAGGAGGCAAAACAUCGGUGCUAACAUAUGCUGAAAAAUGCAAGAAUAUAUUGGCAUCUAAUUGGCAAGGUUACCUUAACACUGUGAAGGCUGAUGCUAAUGGAAGCAAAGGGGAAAUAUACACUUCAAAAGUCCGCUAUUUCGUCAAGAGAGGCAAGCCCUACAUCUGGGUACCUGAAAAUGAUAUGCACAAUGUGAACACAAUGAUAGAUGAGCGUGGUUCCUUUGCUGUGACCAGUCCCUUCCCAGGUCCACUGCCAAGUUUUCUCAAGUCUAUCAAGAAAUUACCAGCUCGGGUUGCUUUGAUGGGUGAAGUUCUGCCUCUUAAAAAUGAAAAGGCUAGGUUGCCUGGAGAGAGCCUUAAGGAAGUCAUAUCAUCUGAAAGGAGCAUGAUAGAGAAGUACUCUUACUCCGUUUUGGGUAUACUGAGUUCAUCCAGCCUUGGUGCUACAUGCCGAGGUGACAAUCUCCAGGAAUUACUUGAGUCAGACAAAAGAUAUGUUGUCUUCAAGUUCAACCCAAGUUCAUACACGUACUUUGACAGCAAUGGGGGGACUCAUGAAGUAGAUCUAGAGGAAGUCCAUGCAACAAAACCUGAUCCUUUAUCAUCACAUACCAUGAGCUUGAUUGAUGGAAUUAAUCAAAGUGAGGUGAGGCGUAGGGCUCUGAUUCUCUUCUGCAUCACACACUUGAAUAAGAACGCAAAGAAGAGAGCUGAUCCCUGGUUUUAUGUGAAGGAUGCGUAUCUGCUUUCUAUAGAUCGGAAAGGAUUGGAUGUGGUGGGAAAAGUUUUAGGUCCAAUAAGGAGUGAUGGUUCUCGUGAAUAUCAGUGGAGGGAGUUGAGAAUUGCAUUCAGAGAAGAGGCACACACUGUUGAAACAUUCUGCCGUCAGCUUGUUGAAAUGGAGGAGGAAUCACUCAAGAGUAUCUCCAACUUUAGUGGUAUAUAAAUAGGGUGGAAUUAGCAUCACACCGACAGAUUUGAAGAGCAAGCAACCUGUGAUGGACAGGAAUAAUUGCAUCAUGGGUCAUUUUUGACAGAGAAGGGGAGCUGCGAUAGAGGGUAGAUGAGUGAUCUUGUGAUUUGAGGUUUGUUCAUAUCUGUUCUUGUAAUCUAGAUCAUAGAAGGUUAAUAACCUUAGCUGAGCUGUGACACUGUAAGUUGAGGAAUGUUAUUCAUUAAGAUUUUAAUUGUUAAAAAGCUUAUGGUUGGUCGAGCUGCAUACACUCACCUAUUAUAAGGACAAGGCGUUUCAUCAAA
Messenger RNA from Solanum pennellii, 1423 nucleotides. RefSeq lists its product as uncharacterized. The coding region runs from base 156 to 1112 and encodes 318 amino acids. The transcript is spliced from 9 exons. The record is from RefSeq and is a predicted model, not a curated record. NCBI's taxonomy places the organism in Eukaryota, Viridiplantae, Streptophyta, Magnoliopsida, Solanales, Solanaceae.